GUAGCGGAGCCCCGGCUCGGGGGAUCGGCUGGGGCGCGGCCAAGCUUGUCAGAGCUCGGCAAUACUCGGCUAUGUUCGUCAAGGGCUCGGCGGCUCUCGCCAUAGCUCGGGCAGGGCUCGGGCUGGGCUCAGUAGUGCAGGGCAGAGCUCGGGCACUGGUCUAUAGCGCUCGGCCUGGCUCGGUAGAGAUCGGGUAGGGCUCGGUUCCCCUCGGCAAUACUCGGCUCUGCUCGGGAAAGCUCGGCUUCGCUUGGCGGGGCAGGGCCCGGCCCGGCGGAGCCCCAGCGGUUCCCGAGGCCGCCCCGGACCUUACGCUCCAUGACGCGGUGCCGCCGUUUUCUCGCCCGCCCCGCCGGUCUUUGGUCCCGAGGCGCGGCACCCCCAGUCCCGUGGUGCGGCGGGGAGGAGGCGAACGGCGGCCGGCCCCGUGUGCGGAGCAGCAGCCCUUUUGCCUUCCUGCCACCUCCGAGCCUCCACAGGGCAGAAGGCCUGUCAGCCGUCCCAUUCCCACGUCUCACCCCAUUUAACAGCGCCCCGGCCCCCAGGCAUGGCCACCCCGCGGGUCACCGAGAGCACCGUCACGGUGCAAGGACAGAGCCUCUUCUACCGCCGAGCUGAGCCAGCCCAGGCUGUGCCCAGGCUGACAGUGCUGCUGCUGCACGGCAUCCGCUUCUCCUCCGAAACCUGGCUGCAGGUGGGGACACUCGCCACGCUGGCCGAGAAUGGCUACCGAGCGUUGGCCAUCGACCUGCCGGGCUCAUCUCGCCCUCCCGCCAUGGCAUCACCGGAUGGAGCCAGUGGCGUGGGCGGCAGUCCCGAGGAGACGGAGCUCAGCAUCACCCUGACCCUCCGCAUGCUCAUGCACGGCAAGGAGAUCGGCAGCAUCAUCGGCAAGAAAGGAGAGACUGUUAAGAGGAUACGAGAGCAGAGCACUGCACGCAUCACUAUCUCGGAAGGGUCCUGCCCUGAGCGCAUCACCACGAUCACCGGCUCCACCGACGCUGUCUUCCGUGCUGUGUCCAUGAUCGCCUUCAAGCUGGAGGAGGACCUGGGAGCAGGGGGCGAUGGGGUGUCAGCAGGCAGAGCACCGGUGACCCUGCGCCUUGUCAUCCCCGCCAGCCAGUGCGGUUCCCUCAUCGGCAAGGCGGGAGCCAAGAUCCGGGAGAUCCGGGAGACCACAGGGGCACAGGUGCAGGUGGCUGGUGACUUGCUGCCCAACUCCACUGAACGGGCUGUCACAGUCUCGGGGGUGCCAGACACCAUCAUCCAGUGCGUGAGGCAGAUCUGCGCUGUCAUCCUGGAGUCGCCUCCGAAGGGGGCCACCAUACCCUACCACCCUGGUCUCUCCCUGGGCACCAUCCUGCUCUCUGCCAAUCAGGGCUUCUCCAUGCAGGGCCAGUACAGCGGGGUCUCUCCUGCAGAGGUGACGAAGCUGCAGCAGCUGUCAGGGCAUGCGCUUCCCUUUGCCCCCCUGGGCCAUGCACCCACCAUGGUGCCAGGUCUGGAUGCCAGCUCCCAGAGCAGCUCCCAGGAGUUCCUGGUGCCCAAUGACCUCAUCGGCUGCAUCAUCGGCCGGCAUGGCAGCAAGAUCAGCGAGAUCAGGCAGAUGUCAGGUGCCCACAUCAAGAUUGGCAACCAGACUGAGGGCUCCAGUGAGCGGCAUGUGACCAUCACAGGGACCCCUGUCAGCAUCACCCUGGCUCAGUACCUCAUCACAGCCUGCUUAGAGACUGCUAAAUCUACCUCCCAGGUGCCACCAGGCCCUGGCUCCAUGGACCUCAGCAUGGGCUUCUCCCAGCCCCUCGCCCCAGGCUCCGGUGCGGCUCUUCCCACCGUCGCCCCAGCGCCCCCGGCCCUGCUGGGCACCCCCUACGCCAUCUCCCUCUCCAACUUCAUCGGCCUCAAGCCGGUGUCCUUCCUGGCACUGUCCCCAUCCUCCAUGGCAGGUCCCAAUGGUGGCACCACCACCUACACGACCAAGAUCUCGGCGGCCAACGGCACCAAGAAAGCUGACCGGCAGAAGUUCUCACCCUACUGAACCCCACUGGUGGGUGGGCCAGGGGGUCCAGGGUGUUACUUGGUAGCAGGGACACCUUCCUGCCAUCCACCCUGAUCUCAGCCUCAGCCAGGUGCCCCAUAUCCCCCACCCCAGGGAAGGGUCUUCCUGGUGGUGAUGCCUGCUGGAGGAAGGGGCUGUUUUGUUGCCUGCUGUCCAUCCCAGCAGCACUGUGCGCCCCUCCCUGAUUUUCUGCACAGAGACCAUGUGUCCUAGUAUUGGGUGGGGGCUGUCCCUGCUGGCCUAGGGUCCCUUCUCCCAGUGCCCUGUGCUGGUGUGGGACCCCUACUUCCUGUUCCUCACCCUGCCUCCCCUGCCAUCCUGCUCAUGCCCACACUCCAUCUGGCACACAAAAGCCAGGUCCCACUGGAUGAGGACUGCCUGGCCUCUCCAGGAGUCCCACUUCCACUGGCUCUGGUGGCGGGCCCUCCCUGGGCCACCCUGGGGCAAUCGCCUCCCAGCAACCCCAUCCAAGAGCCAGUCCCUGCUGGCUUGGAAAUGCUGUAUAUAUAUGAGUCUAUAUUUUUUCCUCCUUUGUAACUUAUCAAUGGUUUAAUAAAAAGAUAAAAUUUACAAGA
Molecule: messenger RNA, 2634 nt
Organism: Haemorhous mexicanus (house finch)
Lineage: Eukaryota; Metazoa; Chordata; Aves; Passeriformes; Fringillidae
Product: poly(rC)-binding protein 4-like
Exons: 14
Coding region: 548-2038 (496 amino acids)
Biological process (GO): negative regulation of mRNA splicing, via spliceosome
Cellular component (GO): cytoplasm; nucleus
Molecular function (GO): mRNA binding
Source: RefSeq, a predicted model, not a curated record